CGACAGUCUAGCACCAGUCGAAAUCAGUGAUGGCCGCGAGGUUCGCGAUGCACGUUAUAUUGAGAUUGUGCUUAGUUUGUUUAUCGUAACGAUAUCGUGGCGGAGAGUGUUUUGCGGCUUCUGGCCAAAGAGGAUCGAGCGUGGACACCUUUUCACGUGACAAAGUUCGCUCGAAUGAAUCGCGUUCGCUCGAACAGGCCAUAGAAACGACGCGGUCGGUCCUCUUGACAGUUCUGUCCCGUGUUUGGAGGCAGCAGUAGCUAGUCGAGUGCCGCGAGAAGUGUAGUUGCUAUCGCCACUUGGCUGACUUUCGCGGAGCGUCGGUGGUCCUAAUGUCGUCGCGUAUGUGAUAGAACGAUACGAAAGGAGCCUUUGUCGACACGGGGACGGCAACCCCACACCCGUCGCCACUUUUUUCUCUUUCUCUCUCUCACCCUUCCUGAAGACACGCGCAUCAAAAGCGACUGAGAGAUAAAAUGGCGGAGGAUGGUGCAGGAGGAUCAGGAAAUGGAAGCACGGGGGAAGCGAGCAGGUUACAGCUCCUGCAAGAAAUGCGACAGCAGAAUUUUGACAGCAUUCGAUUUGCAUCGUAUCGAACAGCAUGCAAGUUGAGAUUCAUUCAAAAGAAGGUUCACUUGCACAACGUCGACAUAUGGAAUGUGAUCGAGGCGUUCCGGGAAAAUGGUUUGAACACGUUGGAACCGUCGAGCACGUUGGGCGUAUCGAGGCUCGAAACUUUAUUGUCUUCCUUAUUCCAUGCCCUUAAUAAACGAGUGCCUGUUUCGCAACAAGCCAAAGUCGACGCCACCACAGCCCUGCUGAUGAAUUGGCUUCUAGCUGCUUACACCACGGGGGAAAACAAUAAAAUAUCCGUGUUCUCAGUGAAAGUUGCCUUAGCUACACUAUGCGCUGGGAAACUGAUGGAUAAGUUCCGAUAUAUAUAUUCACAAAUAUCGGACAGUAACGGUCACAUGAUUCACUGGAGGUUUGCCGAAUAUUUGAAAGAAGUUUUAGCGCUAACGGCUGCGGUUUAUGAGACGCCAUCUUUUGGUUAUACCGAGGGUCUCGCCAAUUCAAUAUUUCCUCAAAACUUAAAAGUAACAGUCAACGAUUUUCUGGAUACACUCAUGUCCGACCCAGGGCCACAUUGUUUAAUCUGGCUUCCACUGUAUCAUAGAAUGGCUGCUGUUGAAACUGUGGCUCAUCCCGUUAUGUGCGACGUCUGUCACAAAGAAAACUUUACUGGCUUCCGGUAUAGGUGUCAGAAAUGCCACUCAUAUCAGCUUUGCCAAGACUGUUUUUGGCGUGGCAAAGUUUCUGGGACACAUAACAACGAUCACGAAACAAGGGAGUAUAGUAGUUUUAAAUCGCCAAGCAAACAAAUUGGACAUUCUCUACGAAAAAGCUUUAGAUGCGUUCCUGAAAAGGGGAAAAGUAGUUUACCACGAUUUCCUGAACAACCUGAGAAAACGUUAGACUUGUCUCAUAUAGUGCCACCAUCGCCUCUACCAUCUCACAAUGGUUUCCCAGACCCAGGCUUCAUGGCUCCCUUUGAUUCUGGAUCAAUGGAUAGUCGUUCCACAUUGAGGAGUAUGGAUAGUUCAAGACUGGAUGACGAACAUAAAUUAAUAGCACGAUACGCACAAAAGUUGGCUCAGGAAGCUAGAACCAUGCCUCGAGCCGCGUCUAGAAUGUCACAAGCUGACCAAGCAGGUAGGGCACCAUCUGACGCAAAUUUGGUGUCGUUAGAUGCCUCGAGAGCACAACGCGAACUUAUAUCGCAAUUAGAAGCAAAGAACAAGGAAAUAAUGCGCGAGAUUGCAAGGAGGCAACAAGAAAUAGAAGCUGCUGGUUUAGAAAAUCCUGCACUAAUGUCAGAAUUGAGGGCUUUGAGACAAAGGAAAGAUGAGUUAGAAACUCAUUUAGCCACCUUACAGGAUUCUAGAAGACAAUUAAUGGUACAAUUAGAAGGUUUAAUGAAAAUGUUGAAGAAUCAUCAAGCAUCUCCAAGAUCAACACCAAAUAGUUCACCACGCAGUACAAAGUCACCACCUUUACCACCAGGUGCUGUUCCAAGUAGUAGAUCAGCACCUCCGACUCCAGGUGGUCCAUUGUCUACAACUCCACAACAACAACAGCAACAAUCACAAAGUCAACAACAGAUGUCUCAAAGUUAUCAAAAUCCUGUCCCAACGACAUCAGUGGCAAACAUACCCAGUAACGCUAUGCUUGGAACGAUACAAAAUCCUAUUCCAGAUAACUUAUCAUGCGUUGGAGGUGAUGUAAGGUCUGCGUUCAGGACAAACAGCUUACCAGGAAGUGGUUCCAGCAGUGCGAAUAAUAGCUUGGGCCGGUCUUUGCGCAAUGACUUAUUGGUAGCUGCCGACAGUGUUACUAAUGCCAUGUCAACUCUUGUGAGGGAAUUAAAUUCAGACUCAGACCAGGAGGAUCAUUCUCACAACUCUGGCCGUCUUAACAUCAGAAAGCCAUUAGACUUUGAGGCUGGUGAAGAUGGAGAUGAUAGUAGUGGUGGUGGAAAUUCUUGGAGAGAAGAACUUCAACGUCGCUAUCAGCAAGAAAAUGAUUUCUUGGCUGAAUUGCGUGCACGUAACGUUAAUACUACACAAACACCAUCGGCUACUCCAUCCAGUGAACAAGAGCAAGAAAGAGGAGAAAGAGAAGAAGCAGAUGGAGAAAAAGAAGAGGAUAAUGAAUCUAACUGGACAGAACCAGUGAAGAGAUGGGUCAAUCGAUAAGUUUAUUAAAAAGCAUUUAUACAUAAUUUACAAUGGCUUAGAAACUGCUAUCAAUUGAAACGCAAAUAAAUUACUGUAGUACCAUGAGUUAUUUACAAUGGGCAUAUAUCUGGGUGUUAGCGUGAAAUGUAAUCAACAUCAUAUUAGACUUUGGACAGUAUUUAAAACUUGCAUUUUCAAAGCAGUACUUUUAAUCAAAAGAAUUGUCAGUUCAGCAAUUGAAAUUCUUAUAUAGUAUCAUCAUAUAAAUUUUAUCAAAAACACGAAAUUAAUAACAUUAUUUGUAUAUGAACAAGCCUUUCAUCUAAUAUUUGCAAUAUUUAUGAAAUGCAGAAAUUGAUUUGGCUUCUAAAAUUAUUGCAAUAUUGUUAAGCACCUACACAGUUUAAGUAUCAUUAUAUAAGUUAGACUUUUGUUUAUAAAACUUUUUAAUUAUUUCCAAAACCAUAUUUAAACAUAUUUAGCAUAAUGAUAAAAAUGAUUAGAUUGAAUUGAUGAAACAUUGAAUAGAUCACCUAUGGGCCUAAAGAUAUGAAAACUGACUUCUUAAUUACAUUAGACUUAAAAAAAAAAGUUUUCUUUGCUUAUAUAUUCAUUAAUGAUUUGUGUAAUUUUUACACACAAAUAUGGAGAGACAUUAACUUAAACCUAGGUGCUCAGUAAUGAAUUUUUAGUCUACGUGUAGGUAAUAAUAUAGAAAAAAUUUUGCACAAGUCAAACGUUUGACCAAACUUUGUAUAAGGAGGUAAGUAAAUGUAAUUAAUGGACUUUUUUAAAUACUUAAUAAAAGGACUAUUAAUGGAGGCUUAGUUACAGAAGCUCACGUUCUUUUAUACAUUCAUACUGCUUAGAUACAACAUUCAAUAAUAUGAGAUAUAUAAAUAUAUUAUAGGAACUUUUGUUCAAUAAAUGCUUUUCUUUUUAAGAAUGAAGACCUCAGAACUAUUGAUUCAUACAAUAACUUUCCAUUUUGUUUUUGUCCUGUAUUACCUAUAUCUAUUACAAAUAUAACAUUUACUUUGUAAUAAUUUCAGAGUUUAAGAAAUUCAUAAUAUAGUACAAAUUUAUUUUAAUUAUAAAUUCGUAUCAUCAAUUAUCAUUAUUCUACAUAUAUUAAGGAAAACAUUGUUUAUGACUCAAUAGCUUUCAGGGGUUAUGUUAUAGUACUACAAGAAUAAUGUACAUAAGUACUAUUGUUGAUUAUUUAUCAAACAUAAGAUACUCAUAUAUGUAUGAGAAUUGUAAUUCUUAGGCAUUUCGACUGCAUUAUUUAUUCCUUCCCUUUAAUUUUGAUAUUUUUAAAACUUGUUACAUUCGAAUGCCCAAGUUUUACACCAUAAUCACAAUUCCAUUGCAUUUACAACUGUACGUUGCAUAAUAAUAGGAGGACUGGCAUUGUUUUUUGUAUUAUAUUUAAAUUUUAGUUCCUACAUUAUGUAAUUGAAUAUUAUUCAAUAAAUGAUCGUUGAAUUGUAAUUAAUAGAGAAUAACCCAUUUUGUAAUAUUUACGUAGCGCAUAACAUUCGGAAAUAUUCUGUGUAAAUAUUCAUAUGAUCAUUUUUGUCUAUAUUAACAUUUACAAAAAUUGUGUAAUAACUAUAUUAUAUGACUAUUGAAUAAAAAAUGAAAUGAGAACUUACAAUACUUAGAAAAUUGAACUUGACAUACCAAUCCUAGUUGGAUAUUUUUCUUUACAAUUUCAUAUGCAAUUUGUCAGUAGAUGAAAAUAAAAAACAACUGAAAAGGAAAUUUCACACAAUUGCCAUUAAGAAAGUUAACCAUAAAUUUGAUAAUGGAUAUUUUCUUAGAUAAUAGAGGUAACAAGAAGAAUAUAAUAAAAAAGAUUGAACUAUUUUCACUAAAUAAUUUUCUUUGCAGGGGUGAAAAAUAAUAGAAAGCGUGAAUUGUAUUUGUUUAAUUCUUCAAUUACUUCCUUUGAAAAUAUCAUUUUUACAAAACGAAAUAUUCAAACAUUAGUCAUAAUUUGUCAACGCAAUAUUAGCUCAUUUUAUGCUAUUUCAGAAUUGACUCAAAUACAGGAACUAUGGAUUGUCGACUGUGGACUCAAAGUAAUACAGUUGUUCUUAUUUAGUCUGUAAGUUCUUUAGUGUAUUAUUUAAUUUUAUUUAGAAUAUACCACCCUUCAAAAAAAAUUGUCCAUUGAGAAAGCUCUAUUUAUAUUCCAAUCAAAUAUCUUGUAUAUCAAAUUUGGAUUUCUGCACAUGUUUAGCAAUUUUAUAUUUGUCAGGAAACAAUAUAGACAAUCUCCAGGUAUAUAUGGUUUUAUUAUAUAAUUUCAUUUCAAAAAAGAUUUGAAAAAUUCUAAUGCACCUCCUCAUAAUAUUGUUACAUUUUACUUAUAUAGCCUCUAACUAAAUUACCACGGUUAGAAGACCUCAACUUAGCUAAUAAUAAAUUAAAAAAAAUUGAUAAAUAUUUUAUAAAUAAAUCAGAGUUAUGUUACUUAAACUUGGCAGGAAAUCCAUUGUGUUUUAUACAGGUAUAGAAUAAUAUAAUUAAACUACACUUCUACUCUAAUUAUAAAAUAAUAAUAUCCUCCCCUUUAAUUACAAGGAUAUAAGAAAUU
This is a messenger RNA of Nomia melanderi (Alkali bee), 5343 nucleotides long. RefSeq names its product dystrobrevin beta. Gene Ontology annotation, cellular component: synapse; plasma membrane. Gene Ontology annotation, biological process: synaptic signaling. Lineage: Eukaryota; Metazoa; Arthropoda; Insecta; Hymenoptera; Halictidae. Gene Ontology annotation, molecular function: zinc ion binding. The record is from RefSeq and is a predicted model, not a curated record.